This is a messenger RNA of Sebastes umbrosus (honeycomb rockfish), 579 nucleotides long. RefSeq lists its product as uncharacterized. The transcript has 5 exons. The record is from RefSeq and is a predicted model, not a curated record. Lineage: Eukaryota; Metazoa; Chordata; Actinopteri; Perciformes; Sebastidae. The coding region runs from base 14 to 481 and encodes 155 amino acids.
ACCAGUUCCAACUAUGCAUCUCUUGAUUUGGAUAUUACUUUUGGCUGUAGGUGGCUGUGAGGCAGUGUAUUGGCAGAAGCUGACAUGUCCCUAUGAACUAAAGCACGAGAGCCAGCUGAGGGUUUGGUGCAGGCAGAGCUCCACCGACUGCUGCAGCGGCCUCACCUUCAACCACAGUGGCCACUCACUGGAUGGAGGCAACCUAAAGGUGACCCAGCAGGGCUCGGCCUCCUUCACUGUGGCGGUGCUGCAGCCCAGCCGUGGAGAGGGAGUGUACUGGUGUGGUGUGCUGAGCGGAAAUAACACCAUCAUCAAGCUGGCUGAAGGCUACAUUCACAGCUUGUCCAGUGCGAGAUUCGCUCGCUGGAUUCUGCUGCCUGUGCUGCCCAUGGUGACCAUAUUCACCAACCUUUACGCCAGAAAAAUAACAAAACACAUUCCUAAAGAAGGACAGAGGAGCGUUAUGACGACAUCACUGUGAGCUGGAUGAUCACAGGUUCUGGCUUCAUUUCAGCACCAUUAAGAGACUUGAUGUCACAGCCCAGAAUCGUCCAAAUCGUGGUGUUUUUUAAAUUGUUU